Molecule: messenger RNA, 1749 nt
Organism: Euleptes europaea (tarantolino)
Lineage: Eukaryota; Metazoa; Chordata; Lepidosauria; Squamata; Sphaerodactylidae
Gene: ZNF668
Product: zinc finger protein 668
Exons: 1
Coding region: 1-1749 (582 amino acids)
Source: RefSeq, a predicted model, not a curated record
AUGGCCAAGGAAGAAGAGGUAGCCGUGGAAGUGAAGCUAGAGGAGGACGAGGAGGACGGCUACAUCCAAUCUGGGCGGCGCUACAAGUGCCUGACCUGCGGCAAGACGUUCCCCAGCGUGCCGCGGGUGUUGCGCCACUUGAAGACCCACGCGGGCGGUGGCCCAGCAGGUGACGUUGCCUGCCCCAGCUGCAGGAGGGCGUUCCCCGACCGCGCCCAGCUCCGCAAGCACCAGCUCAGCCACCAGACGGAGCGCCCGCACCAGUGCCCCCUUUGCGCCAAGGCCUACAAGACGGCGCCGGAGCUGCGCAACCACGGGCGCAGCCACAGCGGCGAGAAGCCCUUCGUGUGCCACGAGUGCGGCAAGGCCUUCAUGCAGCCGGUCUGCCUCCGGGUCCACAUGGCCCGCCACACCGGAGACCUGCCCUUCCGGUGCCAGCAGUGCCACAAGGGCUACGGCACCCUCUCCAAGCUGAGGAUCCACCAGCGCUCCCACACGGGCGAGAAGCCGUAUUCCUGCGGGGAGUGCGGGAAGUGCUUCGCCGACCCCUCGGUCUUCCGCAAGCACCGCCGCACGCACGCCGGCCUGCGCCCCUACCAGUGCGAGGUCUGCAGCAAGACGUACGCCGAGCUGAAAGACCUCAAGAACCACGAGCGCUCCCACACCGGGGAACGGCCCUUUCUGUGCCAGGACUGCGGGAAGGCCUUCUCCCGCUCGUCCUCGCUGGCCUGCCACCAGCGCAUCCACGCCGCCCACAAGCCCUACCGCUGCAGCCUCUGCGGCAAAGGCUUCACCCAGCUGUCCUCCUUCCAGAGCCACCAGCGCACCCACUCUGGGGAGAAGCCCUUCCUCUGCCCGCAGUGCGGGCGCAUGUUCAGCGACCCCUCCAGCUUCCGCCGGCACCAGCGGGCCCACCAGGGCCUCAAGCCCUACGCCUGCGACAAGUGCGGGAAGGCCUUCCGCCAGCCGGCCGACCUGGCCAUGCACCAGCGCAUCCACACCGGCGAGAGGCCCCACAAGUGCUCCCAGUGCGACAAGAGCUUCGUGGCCUCGUGGGACCUCAAGCGCCACCUGCUGGUGCACUCGGGCCAGCGCCCCCACCAGUGCGGGGAGUGCGGGAAGAGCUUCGCCGAGCGGGCCAGCCUGACGAAGCACUACCGGGUCCACUCCGGGGAGAGGCCCUUCAAGUGCGAGCGCUGCGGCAAGGCCUUCGUGGUGUCCUCCAGCCUCCGGAAGCACGAGCGCACCCACGGCAACGAGAGCAACGACGACAGGCCCGCCCCCCUCGGCAGCCAGGACCCGCCCCCCGGUGACCAGUCGGCCAUUGUGGUCGCCACGGUCGUGCCGGCCUGCGGGGAGUGCGGGGAGGCCUUUUCCUCCACUCAGGAGCUGCGCCGCCACGAACGGCUGGCCCACCCCGGCCUGAGGCCCUUCCCCUGUCCGGAAUGCGGCAAGGGUUUCUCGGACCGGGCCGGGCUCCGCAAGCACGAGCGCAUCCACUCGGGGGUGCGCCCCCACGCCUGCCCCCACUGCUCCAAGGCUUUCCUCGGGGCCUCCGACUUGCGCAAGCACCUCAAGACCCACGGGGCGCUAGAAAGCCGGGCCCCCGAGGACACCGUGGUGACCGCGACCAUCACGACCUACGAGCCGCUCAUGCCCGCCCACAUCCAUCCCCACGACGACGGCGCAGGGACGGACAAAGACUCCCCGUCGGACUGUCUGCAGGAAGCUCUCACUGAACCGUCUUGA